Aureococcus anophagefferens is the source of this 1044-nucleotide messenger RNA. RefSeq lists its product as hypothetical. The record is from RefSeq and is a predicted model, not a curated record. Gene Ontology annotation, molecular function: ferrous iron transmembrane transporter activity. Bases 1 to 1044 code for a protein of 347 amino acids. Lineage: Eukaryota; Pelagophyceae; Pelagomonadales; Pelagomonadaceae. Gene Ontology annotation, cellular component: mitochondrial membrane. Gene Ontology annotation, biological process: iron import into the mitochondrion. The transcript has a single exon.
AUGGACCACCCGGACGACGCCGGGGACGCGGAUCUCGAGUACCUCGAGGAGUUCGACGCGUCGCGCGGCAUCCCGUUUCAAACGCACCUGCUCGCGGGGUCGGGCGCGGGCCUGGCGGAGCACUGCCUCGUCUUCCCGCUGGACACGAUCAAGACGAACGCGCAGUGCGUCGGGCAGUGCGGGCGGACCCAGGCGCCGGACGUCGUCUGCGUGCGCGCGGCGAAGGAGCUCCUCAAGGACGGCUACAGCAGCGGCGCGGGCGCGCUGCGGCUCUGGCGGGGCGUCGGCGCCGUGACCAUCGCCUGCGUGCCGGCCCACGCCGUGUACUUCGGGUCCUUCGAGGCCGUGCGGUCAUUCGACGCGGGGCGGCCCGAGCCGUCCGUCGUCGUCAACGCCGUCGCGGGCGCCGUCGCGGCCGUCGGCCACGACGCGAUCAUGACGCCCGCGGACGUCGUCAAGCAGCGCCUCCAGCUCGGCCACUACGGCGGCCUCGUGGACUGCUUCCGCGAGACGACGCGCUCCGGCGGGCUCGCGAGCCUCUACCGGUCCUUGCCGACGACGCUCGCGAUGAACGUGCCCUACGGCUGCGCGUCCGUCGCGCUCAACGAGCACCUCAAGAGCUCGCUCAAGCGGCGGCGCGAGGGCCGGCCCCUCGGCGUCGCGCCGCUCCUGGCCUGCGGCGGCGCCGCGGGCGCGGUCGCGUCGCUGCUCACGACGCCGUUGGACGUAGUGAAGACGCGGCUCCAGACGCAGAACCUGCGGCGCGCGGCGCCCUGCCCGCCGGCCGGCGGCGCGCCGGGCCGCCGGGGCCUCGCGUCCUUCGCCGCGGGCGCGCCGGGGAGCCUCUACGCGGCCGAGGCGACCGGCGCCGCGACGGUCUACAACGGCUUCGCGGACGCGGCGCGCGCCAUCUACACGGCCGACGGCUACCGCGGCUUCUUCCGCGGCGCGACCAUGCGCGCCCUCGCCCAGGCGCCGUCCGUGGCCAUCGUCUGGACCACCUACGAGCUCCUCAUCCGCUCCCUCGCGCCGCCGGCGCCCUAG